AUGACCCUCACAAUUAAAUCUGAAAAAACCACUUACCUUAUAGACGUCGCCGUUCCAAACACCAACAACCUAAAACAGAAACACACAGAAAAAAUCCAAAAAUACAUACCGCUCGCAGAUGAGAUCAAACAAAUGUGGCAUCAAAACACAGUAAAAAUAAUCCCGAUUGUCAUCUCCUCAACCGGUGUUAUUCCAAAAACGCUUGCCGCUGCACUUAAAUCCCUUGACCUUCACAAAAACACAUAUAUACAGUUACAAAAGUCAAUCGUUAUAGAUACCUGCUCUAUAGUCCGCCGCUUCCUUAAUUCAUCUUCAUCCUUCCCUUCAACUCAUCCGGGAGUUGUAUUAGAUAAACUAGAGCUUAUAAUGUGGGAACGUUCCCUAACUACGCUAUCAAAUGGCCAGAUAGGCCAUGUUAAACUUAAUUAUGCUUCUAUUCUGAUUUCUAUACAGCUUCAUGUAUUUUAA
This is a messenger RNA of Aricia agestis (brown argus), 468 nucleotides long. RefSeq lists its product as uncharacterized. Lineage: Eukaryota; Metazoa; Arthropoda; Insecta; Lepidoptera; Lycaenidae. The transcript is spliced from 3 exons. The record is from RefSeq and is a predicted model, not a curated record. Bases 1 to 468 code for a protein of 155 amino acids.